GCAUCAAGGUCUGCUUUUAAAAGUAUUCCGAAAAUAAAGAUCCAAAGGGAAAUGGUGUCGAGUAUAAAAGUGAUCUUGGCUCUCACUGUUAUGGCCAUUUUGGCAUAUACGGGGUACGCCAUCAAGUGCCAUCAGUGUCAUUCUGCCAUUACUCCCAAUUGUGAAAAGGAAAUAGGUCCAGGCUUGGAUUGCAAAAAGAUUUCCCCACCUCAAUUCCUGGAGGUCUUCUUCCCGGCUCUCAAUGCCACGGGUUGUAAGAAGGAUGUAUACGACUUUCCUGAAUUUCACGCCAUCAUUAGAAGCUGUUUCUAUGGCAAUAUUAACAACAUACCAGAAGAUUGCAGGACUGAUCCCAACUGCGAGAUCUGCACCACAGACGGGUGCAAUUGAUCCUCCUCUCUGACCAUCAAUGCCGAGGUUAUCAUUCUUCACUUUGGCUAGGCUCGUCUGAUGGCCAAAACUGGUAGGUCUUCUUGUAACAUCGCUGGACUAUCCCAACCAAAUCAAGCCUGCAGUACAACUAGUCACUUUUAAAUCAAUUUAAUUGUUGUACACCAUUUUAACAAUUUUUGUCCACAAUAAAGAUCAUUUUAAUUAUUUGUUAUUGACAUUUUA
Messenger RNA from Drosophila rhopaloa, 615 nucleotides. RefSeq lists its product as uncharacterized. Bases 52 to 390 code for a protein of 112 amino acids. The transcript has 3 exons. Lineage: Eukaryota; Metazoa; Arthropoda; Insecta; Diptera; Drosophilidae. The record is from RefSeq and is a predicted model, not a curated record.